Messenger RNA from Micropterus dolomieu (smallmouth bass), 1080 nucleotides. RefSeq names its product tripartite motif-containing protein 66-like. The transcript is spliced from 5 exons. The coding region runs from base 1 to 534 and encodes 177 amino acids. Gene Ontology annotation, molecular function: protein binding. The record is from RefSeq and is a predicted model, not a curated record. NCBI's taxonomy places the organism in Eukaryota, Metazoa, Chordata, Actinopteri, Centrarchiformes, Centrarchidae.
AUGUUGGAGAUAACUUGCGGUGCAGAACUGACCAGGAGCCUGUGGAGACCUACGACUGUCACAGCUGUGUCAAGCUACACACUGUCCAACCAGGACCAGAGGAGGUGUGAGAAGCUGACUCUGCUGUUGUACUGUCACCAACUCAGCGCUCCGUUCCAUGAGCCUGUCAGCCCUAUGGCCAGAAACUACUACCAGAUCAUCAAGAGGCCCAUCAACCUGUCAGUGAUCCGCAGGAAACUGGACAAGAGCAACACCCUCCACUACUUCACCGCCGAGCAGUUUGUCGAUGACGUCCUGUUGAUGUUCAAGAACUGCGCUACGUUCAAUUACCCAGACUCAGAGGUGGCCCAGGCCGGUCGAAACCUGGAGGGGUUUUUCUUGAGCAAACUGAAGGAGAUAUUUCCUGACCGGACAUUCCCAUCGGCCAGCCAGGACAGAACAGACAGAGCUCGCCUGCAGUGGUUUAACAGGAAGAGGAAGGAAAACAACAGGAAGAAGAGAUACGUCGUUAGUGGGAAAAAAUAUUACAUGUAACUUUGUAAGUUUAAACAUGCAGAGUUAUAUGCUAUUUGCCCUUAAGUCUUUUAAUUAAUGGAGAACGUGCUGAGGUGAAGCGCUUUAUUCCAAAAUCAAGAUGUUGAUUUUGAAAACGGUUACAAACAUUAUGUGCUUUUACUUUUGUCAUUAAGGAAAUCACGUUCUGCGGGAUCUAAGCUGGUUGAAUCAUUUUCAUAUUUCAGGUAUUUUCACAGAAUUUCAGGAAGAAGUGAUACUGUUUUUUUUAUUUGGAAUGAAGUAGGAUUUCAUAUAGAUCUCAUGAAAUGUGAAUUGAACAUUUUCCUGGAGAGUAAAAUUGAAGAACCACGUUUGAAGAAGAUGAUUUUUUAAAGAGGUCAAUCUACUUCUUAAAUGUACUGUAUGUUUUAUUAAAUUUGUGACUUACAUUGUACUUCAGUUAACUCUUCUAAGCUUAAAUUAGGGCCUCAGGUUAUCCAGGUAUAUGUGGUAACAUAAGCAUGGAAAAAACCUCGCACCUGGUUGGUUCUCCACUUUUUCAUAAUAUACACAUUUUUCUCUUGA